AUGCAGGCUUCAACGAGCCCCUCUGAAACUGGCAGAGGAUACGCGACACGGAGAGGCCAUGUGCCUCAAUUGUCCAUCAGUGACCCGAGUCACCAUGUCACGGAAGCGAUCGGUCAUAUGUACGAGGACGAUUACGACCGACAGGACCCAAACCGUCUCAGUUUUCUGUCCUCCCCAGUGAGCGAGAACAUAUCGAUCAUACCCCCCAGCCUCGCUGGGUCCGAGAACCCCUCCUCACCGCAAUCGCUGCAGGUACAGAAUCACUUAAAUACAGUCAAUAACCGUCAGGCAAAUGGACAGCCGUCACGGCCGCCGUUGAAUCCUUCCCAAUCCUUUGAUCGAGAGAGCAGCAGCCCGACGUCUCCCGGCUCGACCGACACCGCCACGACCUCCUUCCCUCUAAACGAUAUCGACUACGAGUCCAAUCCGGCUGCCGUGGCUCAGGAACUCAGUAACCUCGCCGCGAUCCGUCGGAUGUCUAUGGAUGUGGCAGCCGCAGGGGAUCCUGAUCUUCCGAGUUAUGGCUCCAACGUCUCCGUGCCGUCAAUAGCCCCCUCCCCCUCCGCCGACGAAAAUGACGCCUCCCGUCUCUUCUGGGUCCCAGCUCGCUUGCACCCGGAGCUGGCUCCUAAAGAGUUCAAGUCAUUUCUCGAAGGCAAAGCGGAGCAGAUACAUCGAAAAUCGGGCGAGUUCUCGCCCUCCGGUUUCGAGCGAGAAGGAUCGGCCGGGUCGCUUCGGCGGAAGAAGUCCAUGUUGUCGAGGCAGAUUGAUAACUCCCAAGGAUACACCGAUGGUGCUGAGCGUCUCGAGCGGAAGCGAUCGCAAACGACGAGCAGUGCUUUAGGCCCUAACUUGCUGCAGCUUGAGUCGUUGGUCGAUGACUCGAAAGAGCACGACUCGGCCGCUGCGCCUCUCGUGAAUGGAGUCCAGAAAUUCGCCAUAUCUACGGACGAUGACAUGCCAAUCCUUCCUCCAGCUCCCCCAGGCCACAGCCUCCGGCGCUCCACCCGCACACAGUACAGGAAAGCUGGAAGUCUACGGAAGGGAGAGAAGCUUCCGUACUCGAAGAGAGUUGCCAAACCGUCCGAGCUGAAUGACCGAGUCCCAUCGAUAAUCACCACUCCUGCAGACGAGCCCACCCUGGGGUUGACCCGUGUAGCAACCGAUCCCGCCCCGACGACAAAACGAGCGCAAGCCGAGGUCGAUGCCCCUGACGAAUCGACAAGGAAUCAAGCAAAGGUUGGUAGCGAGAAGGAUAAGAGUCGGUCGGACACGGAUCCCUCAGGUAUAGCGAGUGCACCCCCCCACGGACGUCAUGCAUGGCAUUCCCGUAUCAGCUCCAAUGGUCGGUCAACCUUGAAUCUUCCACCCACCGAGCAACGGGUACCAGAAAUUAUUGAAACACCCCCCGCUGAGUCUGAUCCAGUCUCUACGACACCCACCACGCCUACGACGCCUAAGACGCCUACCUUCCAAUCUAGCCACAAAUCAGGACUGGAUGCAUCGUACGAUGCGUCGCCAGGACUUCCUGGCAAGGAUUCCCCCGUUCAAGCUCAAGAUGUCAAACCAUCAAAGCGAUCCGCAUCCGCGCGACAGAUUGUAAAGGAAGGAUCGAAGACGCUCAACGACCUCGCCAACAACCCGCAGCCACUUCCCGGAAACACAAUGCGAACGGACAGCCUCUCAUUCAUCCCUACGAUGACGGAAGAUCGGAAACCGGAAACCAAGAAAUCCAAGGAUAAAAAAGAGAGCGACGGUGGCCGCAAGUCGAGUUGGCACUGGCUGCUGGGCUCUGAGGAAAAGGAGAAAGAAAAGGACACAAAGAAGAAGGACAAGGACAAUGAAUCCAAGCGAAGCAAAUCGAAGUCAGUAGACAAGACUCAUCAGUCUGUACACACGUCCUCAACCAACGAGAUCAGCCCGCGCGGGCGCGAAAGUAUCACUCCGGAUCGACUCGACCCGAAAUUGGAGGAGGAGCGCCGGAAGGACAGUGUCCGACGCACUUCUGGGGAGUCGAAAAAGGACAAGGAAUCCGGUCUGUUUUCGUCGAUUUUUGGCGGUGGAAGAAAGAAGAACAGUGGCGAUAGCCAUCAUAAGAAGAGCGCAUCGCGGACGUUGUCCCCUGAGCCCCCGGCGCGCGAGCAACGGCCAGAUGUCGACUAUCCUUGGACCCGAUUUUCCAUCCUGGAAGAGCGAGCCAUUUAUAGAAUGGCUCACAUCAAGCUGGCCAACCCUCGGCGGGCGCUCUAUUCGCAAGUUCUGCUCAGCAAUUUCAUGUACUCUUACUUGGCCAAGGUCCAGCAGAUGCAUCCACACAUGAUGCUCGCAUCGUCCGGGUCGCAAAGGCAACAACAACAGCCACAACAGCAACAACAACAACAUUCGCGGGAUCAGCCGGAGGAGUAUUCACAAUAUCAGCGAUAUCAAGAAUUCCAGUCUCAGCAGGAGCAGCAGCACUACAACGAUAGCUCGUACGACGACCCUCAGAUGUACGAGUACAAUGACGAUCCGCGCGAUGCCCACCGGCCGCACUCGAGGGGUAGUAAAUAUGAGAACGGGAAUGCAUAUGGUCCCGGACAUCACCAACAUGGACAUUCAGCCGUUGGUGACGAUGCCCAACUGGAUGAUGAUGAUGACGAGAUGUGGUGA
Aspergillus clavatus NRRL 1 is the source of this 2649-nucleotide messenger RNA. Its product is annotated as putative telomere silencing protein Zds1. Bases 1 to 2649 code for a protein of 882 amino acids. The transcript is spliced from 3 exons. NCBI's taxonomy places the organism in Eukaryota, Fungi, Ascomycota, Eurotiomycetes, Eurotiales, Aspergillaceae. Gene Ontology annotation, biological process: establishment of cell polarity; positive regulation of G2/M transition of mitotic cell cycle. The record is from RefSeq and is a predicted model, not a curated record. Gene Ontology annotation, cellular component: cytoplasm; cell septum.